Pseudovirgaria hyperparasitica is the source of this 1102-nucleotide messenger RNA. RefSeq names its product kinase-like protein. NCBI's taxonomy places the organism in Eukaryota, Fungi, Ascomycota, Dothideomycetes, Acrospermales, Acrospermaceae. The transcript has 2 exons. Bases 321 to 1088 code for a protein of 255 amino acids. The record is from RefSeq and is a predicted model, not a curated record. Gene Ontology annotation, biological process: protein phosphorylation. Gene Ontology annotation, molecular function: protein kinase activity; ATP binding.
UUUCUCUCUCUCUCAAUCUAACACUCUCUCACCUAUAAGUAAUUUAGUUCAAUAAUUGACGUCUACAAACUCUCUCUUUACACGUCCAUCUAUGAUUAGUAAACAUAAGAUAGCUGACUUCUGUGGUGGUGACAGUUGGGCCCUCCCACAGAAUUGGGUAUCCAUCAACCUUCAAGGUCAUCGCGCAUGGUCGUGUCCAUGAUAUCUCGUUGAGAAUCUUCCAUCCUCUCAUCCAUCCCUUUUCGUUUGAUACUCCUCCCCCGCCUUUGCCAGAUUACCGUGCGUUUAGUUUAGCUCUAUCAUUCGGCGACAUUUGUAGCAUGGAUAAUUGCUUCAUCGAAUAUCCAACUGGAUUUGGGUCAGAGGACAUCGUCGCUUGGGGAAACACUGGCAUGGUCUGCCUUGACGCUGCGUCGCAGACUGUCAUUAAGACUCCACAUGAUGAGACACAUGCCAAUUCCCUCCAAGUCGAAAGACGCAUCUACGAGCGAUUCCAAGAACGUGGCAACCAUGACGGACUCUUACGAUAUCACGGGCCUUUUGACAAAUUUGGCAUUCGCCUAGAGUACGCGCCUGAGUUCAAUCUCGGCUUGACCCUUUCUAAACGCACGGACAUUGACCAUGCUCAAAGACUCCGUUGGGUGCAGCAAAUCACAGAUGCAGUCGCUUUUAUACACUCUGUUCAGGUUAUUCAUGGUGAUCUAACUUGUAGUAAUGUUUUUUUGACAAAGCAACUUGAUGCUAAGCUGGGAGACUUCGGAGGCUCUUCACUCGACGGGUCAGAUCUACUGGUCGCAGUAACCGAAAGCCACCGUUACCCUGGAGUGUUACUCUCAACGCAGGCCGACAUAUUUGCUCUUGGUUCCGUAAUGUAUCACAUUAUGACUGGAAAUGCACCAUAUCAUAGCUGUUCUGACUAUGAGAUUGAUGAUCGUUUCCAAAGGGGCGAGUUCCCUAACACUACCUCCCUUGGGCUGGUUGGGCAAGUCAUCACGAAGUGCUGGCAAGCAAAGUACGACAAUGCAGAGGACGUACACAAUGAUAUAAAACGCAAUAGUACUCUCAAGCUUAAACUAGGUUCACUAUAACGAUGAGACCAUAG